AAGAGUUGUUGUCCUUUCCGCUGUGCUUGUGCCACGCGCUGUCAUCGCCACAAUGCCUCGAGGAUUCUUGGUAAAGAGACACCGGCGAGGCUCGGCGUCAUACCGGUCACGGAGCAACAACAACAACCCGGAGGGUGACCGGAACGGCGGCGGCGGGGGGUACAGCUGUGAAGCGACCGGAGCAGAGAGCCACGUGCUCAGUGUUUUCCCGUUUCAGCGGCAGGACGGAGAGUUCCCAGUGUCCCGCGAGGACUCCGCUGGUGUCAGGGAGGCGUGGAGCCCGCACGUGGAGUCCGCUCUGGAGGCAGAGGCGGACCGGCGCGCGCAGUUACCUGAGAGCGAGUUGGACGCUUUGAGCCCCGACGGUGACUUCUCUUGCUUCUUCCCGCCGCCACCUCCGCCACUCACCGACUCCUGCAGCCCCGUUAAACCGGUUGGCACGAGACUUCUUGAGCAGCGCGAGGAAGGAGAAAAACAGCUGCUGUUCACGGGCAGGUGUCUGCCGUCCUCCCCAGUACCCGACCUGCCGGACCUGCCGUUCCUGGUCAGCUCCACGCCGACCUCGGUGUCCGCCUCCAUCGAGAGGAUCCUCGCGAGCAGCAGCCGCCACCACGCGCCGUCCUACGGUCACGGUGACAAGUAUGACCCUCCCCACGUGCACCUGUUCCCGCAUCUCACCGUGAUGAGCCAGGAAGCGGCGAGGAAACGCUCGUUCCUCGAGCCGAGCAGCAGCAGACACAGCAAACAGUCUGCGUGCAGCAACCCCACGAAAAAACCCAAAGUGAACCGGAAGCUGAACUUCGAGGACGAGGUCACGACCUCCCCGGUUCUGGGUCUGCGCAUCAAGAAGGAGAGCCCCGAGCUGCGGAGGCACCGGGAGAAGUCGUCCGGCCCCGGCGGGAAUCAGCCGCUGGGGGAGUUCAUCUGCCAGCUGUGCAAAGAGGAGUACCCCGACCCCUUCUCCCUUGCGCAGCACAAGUGCUCCCGCAUAGUGCGUGUGGAGUACCGGUGCCCCGAGUGCGACAAAGUCUUCAGCUGCCCGGCCAACUUGGCCUCUCACCGCCGCUGGCACAAGCCGCGCCCGGUGAGCAGCCCGGCAGGUGAGACCCCGACCCCCAACAAGAACCUUUCGCUCAAAGAGGCACGAGGGCUCGCUCAGCACGAGAGGCCGCCGGUGGAGUUGGAGGGCAAGGAGAACGAGCUGCUGCGCGUGAACACCAAUCAGCACCACGCGGCGCUGGACAGCUCCCGCAUGAGGCGCGAGCAGUCUCUGCUGCUGCUCCACCCGCGGUCCCGGGACAGCCCGGACGGCGACGGCCUCGCGCCUCCCCGCUACGACUCCUCUUCGCGUUACCGGAACCCGGCCGAGAGCUGCCUGGACCUGCAGCCGCAGGUGAGAGCCGCGGACAGCCCGCCGUCCAGUCUCCUCGUGCUGAACCCAGAGGAGCGCGCGGACCUGCCCCAGCAGCAGCUUCCGCCUCUGCCGUUUGUUCAGUCGUUACCGGAGGAGGUGUACGAGUGCCGGUAUUGUGGGAAGAAGUUCCGGCGGCAGGCUUACCUGAAGAAACACCUGGCCGCGCACGAGAUGACAUCGCGAGCGUCUCCGCCCGCUGCAUCUUACGGCCAAGCGCGCGAGCCCAGUUCCGGACAGAGCCAGGUGUGCCUUUGUCACCUGUGCGGCGCGCGCUUCCCGUCGGUCGAAAUCAGGGACAAGCACCGGCUGUGGCACGCGAUGAGGGACGAGCUGAUGGCGGAGACUCUGGGAGGAGGACGCAGAGGGGACGUUUUCCACGCGCACAGAGAUGAGAGCGGUGGCGGGGAGUGCGACCACCAGCAGCAGCAGGAGCAGCAACAGAUCUUCACGUGCAAACACUGCCCCUCCACUUUCUUCAGCUCCCCGGGACUCACGAGACACAUCAACAAGUCUCACCCCACCGAGAACCGGCAGGUGAUGCUGCUGCAGAUGACCGUGCGGCCGUGAGUCGCGCGCAAAACUGUGGUUUGGAAAAGAGGGGAAAAAAAGUUUAUUUAUCAAGAAGUCCUUUCAGAAGCAAGUCUCGCCACUCGGUAGCCAUCUUGGUAACACCUCCGGGCACUUAUUUUAAAAUAUUGAAUUAAUUUUAAUG
Pundamilia nyererei is the source of this 2126-nucleotide messenger RNA. It is a transcript of the gene insm2, whose product is annotated as insulinoma-associated 2. The record is from RefSeq and is a predicted model, not a curated record. Gene Ontology annotation, cellular component: nucleus; transcription repressor complex. Bases 53 to 1981 code for a protein of 642 amino acids. Gene Ontology annotation, biological process: regulation of cell cycle process; negative regulation of transcription by RNA polymerase II; neuron differentiation. Gene Ontology annotation, molecular function: DNA-binding transcription repressor activity, RNA polymerase II-specific; RNA polymerase II cis-regulatory region sequence-specific DNA binding. The transcript has a single exon. Lineage: Eukaryota; Metazoa; Chordata; Actinopteri; Cichliformes; Cichlidae.